Molecule: messenger RNA, 255 nt
Organism: Plasmopara halstedii
Lineage: Eukaryota; Oomycota; Peronosporomycetes; Peronosporales; Peronosporaceae
Exons: 2
Coding region: 1-255 (84 amino acids)
Source: RefSeq, a predicted model, not a curated record
AUGGGGAACGUCGAAGAAUUCGUUCAUAACUUUAUGAUGGAUGAGGUCGAGUCAGGAAUGAAUACUAGUGUGCAACAGCGUCCGGCACUAGACGAUGGGUGCACUAACUGGGCAGAAUACCGCGCAUGCAAAAUGUUGAAGGAGAAUCAAGUCAAACAUUCUUCUAGAACGGCUUCGAAUCGAAUGAUUAACAAAGGACGGAAGGGAGCAGCGUUCGAAGCGUCCACAAACCGACAAAUGUGUAAUACUUGUUGA